Messenger RNA from Tetrahymena thermophila SB210, 1548 nucleotides. Its product is annotated as basic region leucine zipper protein. Gene Ontology annotation, biological process: regulation of DNA-templated transcription. Gene Ontology annotation, molecular function: DNA-binding transcription factor activity. NCBI's taxonomy places the organism in Eukaryota, Ciliophora, Oligohymenophorea, Hymenostomatida, Tetrahymenidae. The transcript is spliced from 11 exons. The record is from RefSeq and is a predicted model, not a curated record.
AGAGGGAAUAGUUAUCAAUCAACCAAAUAAAGAAAUAUUAAAUAUUUUUAAUUAAAAAAAAAUAUGAACUAAAACCCUUUAGGAAGUAUGAAAAAAGGAUUCGAAGACAUUAAUAUGUAUUAUAAUAACUAGUACUUUGAUUUCUAAUAAAAUCAAAUAGGCUCCAUACUAGGCUAGGAAUCAAAUCCACUUGAUCAAAUAAAAGAAAAGGCUGAAGAGUAAUCUAAUCAUGGCCAUGGAGGAUAGCAAAUUUCAGAAGGCCAGCCAAAAUAAAAACCUACUAAUUCUAAAAACACAUACAUCAAAAAGAUAAAUAAUUUAGUAAAAACAUCUUAUGAUAAUCUUCAAGCACUAGAUAAUAAAUAAGACUUCAACGCCUCUUAAUAAGACAACAGUAAGAUGUUAAGAAAAACAAAGUCUAGUUAUGGAUUAGAUUUACUUAAUAAUUAACACUAAACUUAAUAGCAAUAAUAGCAGAGUUAGCAAAUGUAAGGAUACUCAGAUCCUUCAAUGAUUUAAUAGCAAUAGCAAUCUCUCUAAAACCAAAAUGCUAAUCCAGCUAAAGAAAACUAAAAGCUUGUCAGAAAUAGAGAAUCUGCCAGAAACUCAAGAAAGAGAAAGAAAAUAUAUUUAGAAUUGUUAGAAAACAAGGUAACCUAAUUGAAUGAUAUUUUGUAAGACUCUAAAAGAAUAUGCUGUGCUAGUGAGUAGUUAUUAAAUAAUUUAUAAACAUAAAUUCAAUAUAAAAAUGACUAGUAAACAAACAAGACUAUAUUGUUAAAUAAUUUGCAAAAUUCUUUAAACAGUAAUGCUAGUGAAAAUGAUGUUGGAAUUAUUAUAGAAGGUUUAAAGAGAAAGUUUGGUUCCAAUAACCCUGAAAGAAUGAUGGUCCUUGAUUAUUGCUUUAAGCAAAUAGCUGAAUAAAUGCUUCCCGUUCAUAUGAAAUAUAUCCUUUACGUUGCCUCAGAGUCAAAAGAUAUUUAUUCUCCUGAUUAGGACAAGGAUGAUGAACUCGAAAACUAAAAUAAAACACAAGAGUUUGAGUUCCCAAAAAUUAUUCAAUCAUUAAAGCUCUCAGAAUCCUAAAAAAAGAAGGCAAUUAAGAUGCAAAAAAAACUAUCAAAAGAAAAAGAAAAGCUUGAAUAACUUGUUAACAAUAUGUAUGAGACAAAAGAGAAAAUGAAGAAAGAGUUGAACUCCUUAGAUGAAACUAUGGAAAAUCUUAUUAAAGAUUUCAAGCCUUCUUAAAUUUCUAAAUUCCUUCUUAGCAUUGAAAGAACAUAAUAUAAUAACCAUAUGAAAUAAGCCUUCUAAAAAUUCUUUGAGGGUGAUAAUGAUGAUAGUGAUGAUGAUAGUGAUAAUGAUUUGUAGUCUUUCAUCUAGAACUAGGAUAGUUGUAAUACUCUGAUGGUUGAUGUAAACGAGGCCUAUGAUGUUUAUACAGAUGCAUAUGAAUUCUUACAAAAGAAGAGACAUCUAUCUACAGAUGUUAACUAAACUAAUUUAAAUGCCGCUGCAUAAGCUGCAUUCUAAAAUGAUUCUAAUUGA